GAAUUUCCAUUUUAGUUUGCUGCAAUACAGACCGCCAUUUGCAGAAAGAAUUUUAAAUCAGAAUGGACCAAAUUCCCCGUCUAUCAGAGGUCCUGUAUGUUGGUCUGUGUCGUAAGAUAGGGACACCGACAGAAGUGGCCAUCAGAAGGGACGUGCUGGACAUGGAGGAGAUGAUAAAGAAACCUGUUUAUAAUCAUGAAGGAAUUGCUAUGAUGAAGAGUGGGAGCUAUAGAGAGGGAUUUAGAAUGAAAUCAUCGGACAAGGACACAAUGUUCUGGAUUUGUAAUUAUAAAUUAAUAUCUGACAUCUCUCAUUUCCGGAUCUACAAUACCUCACAACAUCAUAUAAUACUAAUGGAAGAUUCUGACACACCGCCAGGAUUUGUCAGACUACGCCUUCUGACAUCCAAACAUGAAGAAUACAGUCUUGUAAAAUCAUGCCAUGUUCACUUUAAUGGCGGGAUUUACAUAUCUAGUUCUGUAUGGAUGGAAAACUCUUUCCAAUUUCAAACGUCUAACGAGUCUGCUUUCUUACUUACGGAUUUCACCCUUCAUGGCCCUUGUACAACUAGCUAUUUUAAAUUUAUUGAGGUCGAUAGUGCUCUUUGUUUUGCAACUAUAUGUAGCAGUAAAUUCUUAAGAAGUUUUGUGGAAAGAUGCCAGAGACAUGCCUGGCCACCUGCAACCGUGUUAGAAAAAAUACUGAGAAAUGGAUGUCACUGUGUGGCUGUUGGAAGUAAAAUAGUAUCGACCUCUAACGAAUUAGAAUGGAGGUUGUCGUUUUCUCAAGCCGAACAGCAACUAGUUUGUACAAUGAGUCAUGUACAAUUUUUAUGUUACGGACUUUUGAAAAUAUUUCUGAAGGAAGUUAUGAAAGACCAACAAGGGUCAUUAUUGUGCUCAUAUUAUAUGAAGACAACAAUGUUCUGGAUAAUGCAAUAUGAUAACGUUACAUGGCACCCAAACAAUUUACUGGAUUGCUUUUGGAAAUGUUACAAAUUUCUCAUUCAUUCUAUUUAUCGUGGAGUGUUUCCCAAUUUUUUUAUUCCACAAAACAACAUGAUUAUGAACAAACUAGACAGCGAAACACGUGAAUCUCUAUUACAACAGCUUUACCAGUAUUACAGAAUGGGCGUGUCCUGUUUACUACUGAGUCCGACUCUCAGUUCAAUCCUAGAAUCAGCCCUCAGUAGACCCUACUUAGUGUUAUCCUUUUCUGAGACUGUUACAGACAUAGAUUUGUGUGGCCAGAGGGAAAUAUUCAGCCUCGUCUUUACUACUUCAAAAUUAUCUGCUUGUUUUCACUAUUUGAUAUCAAUUGAUGAAGUCUCACGGUUAUCAAUCUCAACGUGCCAAUCAUUAGUAUUACAAUACUGUACCACCAAUACUCUCGUUAAUUUAGCCUUCGAAAUGGCAAAUAAUACUCUCAGUAGCACACAUAAAGAUGUUUACAUCUUAGAUAGAAUGAUUUGUAACAUGCUAAAACUAGUAGCAAAGUUGGGUCCCAUGUCUUAUUUAUUAUAUUUAGCACUGUAUUACUAUAGGACUGGGAGAUAUGAUAAAACACUACCUAUCACUUAUCUCGCUAGGCAAAGAUUGUCACAGGACUUUAUUAUGCGUGGAUUUUUUAUUUUUGAAAGGCAAAGGUACAAAGAAGAUGUAGGUAAUCUGUCUAUGUCUAAAAGAAUGAAGAUAGCCUGGGUAGACAAUGUGAGUGUAUUAAAUAAUAUUUUAUAUAUUGAAGAAUUAUAUUUAGAACAGUUUGUGAGUCAACAUAAUGGAGGCGCACUCUUAAUGAUACCACCUUUUGUUAUGGUAGGAAUGUUGUCUGUGUUAUCUCACUAUAGACUAGGUAAUAGAUCUCAGUGUUUACAGUCACUGACAGACCUACAGACACUGCUGCUCUAUGAUGACGGGACAUACGUUCCUUUAGAACUCAGAGACCUAUCUUGGCAGAUACUGGGUAUCUGUCAGCAUGUUGUAGGAGACUUGAGCGGGGCGUUACGGUCUUAUGAAGAGUCACUCAGACAGGAAUCAUUCCAGGGAAUAAAGGACGCUACAGAUAUAAGAAAAAGAUGGGUAAAAGGACAAUUAGACAGAAAUAUAUAAACAUUACAGUUAAAAAAAAUAAUCCAAAAAUGAUU
Saccostrea cuccullata (small rock oyster) is the source of this 2143-nucleotide messenger RNA. RefSeq lists its product as uncharacterized. The coding region runs from base 63 to 2108 and encodes 681 amino acids. NCBI's taxonomy places the organism in Eukaryota, Metazoa, Mollusca, Bivalvia, Ostreida, Ostreidae. The transcript is spliced from 2 exons. The record is from RefSeq and is a predicted model, not a curated record.